ACUAGAGCAUGAGAGGGUCCAUCUUUUUUUGUCCAUGCAAUACAACGUUACCAUUAAUUAGCUCUAAAGUAUUGAUUCCAUUUACUCCUUUUCUUCUUCUACUCAAUCUUUGCCUAAAAAAUAAUAGUAAUGGCAGGAAACAGAAUUAAAAAACUCAGGAAACUGCCUCACAUGUUCAGCAAAGUCCUGGAAUUACCGAUCCCGUCCGACGCGGAUGUCGAGGUGGAAGAAAACCCCGAAUUCUUCCGUUUUGUGGCGGAUAUCAAGCAGCACGGUGAAAAUAUUUGUAAUGUGAGGGCACAAGUGGUGGAGAUUCAUCCGGGCGUUACGAAGAUAGUGGUGAGAAAUGGUGCAAGUGGUGGUGAAAGGGAGUUACUAAUGUUGGAACAAUUGAAAGUGGACACGUGGAGGUGUAGGUUAUCCGCGUCCGCAAAGCCGGAGCUUGCUACGGCUGUGUUUGCGGACGGGGAGUUAAUCGUGACGGUGCCGAAAGGUGUGAACGGUUGUGGAGAGUAUGGAGGGAAGGAUGUUUUGGUACGCCGCGGUGAUACCUGGCUUGUUCUUGUACAAUAGUUAAGACAAGAGUAUAAGCUAGAUCCCAAUAUAUUUGACACUAUUUUCUUGUUAAUCACUAAAUAUAUCUUCUCACAUGAAUGAA
Solanum dulcamara is the source of this 658-nucleotide messenger RNA. RefSeq lists its product as uncharacterized. Bases 130 to 573 code for a protein of 147 amino acids. The record is from RefSeq and is a predicted model, not a curated record. The transcript has a single exon. NCBI's taxonomy places the organism in Eukaryota, Viridiplantae, Streptophyta, Magnoliopsida, Solanales, Solanaceae.